AUGUAUGCUAGAUAUGUCUUGAUAGAAAGGCGCUAUCCAUUGUGGUUACUGUUUAUGUUAUUUGCGUCGUUUGCGCUGUUUGCAGAUACGACACAGCUAGUGACAGGUCACGGGACCCGGCGGGUGUGUCCGGCGGGCAUUGACCAAUCAGCGCGGGCAACAAUUCCCGUGCGGAUUUCUCGCCCGUCCCUUCUCGCUCUCUCCUCAACCUCAACUUCAACCACAUCUCUUCCCCCAACAGAGCCGUCUCUCCUCUCCCUCCUUGCUUCUAUUCUCCUUUUCUCAGCCUUUUCAGGUGUCUCAUAUCCUCCACAAUUCACAAUGUCUGCCCCCGCUGCUUUCUCCGACAUCGCUAAGGCGGCCAACGAUCUCCUUAACAAGGACUUCUAUCACACCAGCGCUGCCAACCUUGAGGUUAAGUCUAAGGCUCCCAAUGGUGUUACCUUCUCCGUAAAGGGCAAGAAUGCCCACGAGGGUCCCAUCUCUGGCUCGCUCGAGGCCAAAUAUGUUGACGCGCCUUCUGGCCUCACUCUCACCCAGGCAUGGAGCACUGCCAACGCUCUGGACACCAAGCUUGAGCUUGACAACAACAUUGCCAAGGGUCUUAAGGCUGAGAUCAGCACCAACUACCUCCCCGCCGUGAACUCCAAGGGUGCCAAGCUCAACCUCUACUUCAAGCAGCCCAAUGUUCAUGCCCGUGCCUUCUUCAACCUCCUCAACGGCCCUACCGCCAACUUUGAUGCCGUUCUUGGCCACGAAGGCUUCCUCGUCGGUGCCGAGGGUGGCUACGAUGUGCAGAAGGCUGCCAUCACCAAGUACUCUGCUGCUAUCGGCUACAGCGUUCCCCAGUACUCUGCUGCCAUCACUGCCAGCAACAACCUGUCUCUGUUCUCCGCCAGCUACUACCACCGCGUCAACGCUCAAGUUGAGGCUGGUGCCAAGGCUACCUGGGACUCCAAGGCCGGCAAUGCUGUUGGCCUUGAGGUUGCCAGCAAGUACAGACUCGACCCCUCUUCCUUCGCCAAGGCCAAGAUCAACGACCGCGGCAUUGCUGCUUUGGCUUACAACGUUCUCCUCCGCCCGGGUGUCACUCUUGGCCUCGGUGCUUCCUUCGACACUCAGAACUUGAACCAGGCUGCCCACAAGGUUGGUGCUAGCUUCACCUUCGAGGCUUAA
Messenger RNA from Monascus purpureus, 1176 nucleotides. Lineage: Eukaryota; Fungi; Ascomycota; Eurotiomycetes; Eurotiales; Aspergillaceae. The record is from the annotation of a GenBank genome assembly.